CCAGCCCAGGAUGUUACAUCAGCGGGGCUGGUUUCCUGCGCUGGGUGCCGGGUCUCGGAGCUGGUACCGCGGUUCCGAGGCUCAGACGGCUCAGGGCAGCGAGAGGCGGAGCCCCCAUGGACAGCCAGGGCCGCCGGGUGGUGGUGUGCGACAAUGGCACGGGGUUUGUUAAGUGCGGCUUUGCUGGCUCCAACUUCCCUGAGCACAUCUUCCCCGCACUGGUCGGGCGCCCAAUCAUCCGCUCCACUGCCCGCGUGGGCAACAUCGAGAUCAAGGACCUGAUGGUGGGGGAUGAGGCCAGCGAGCUGCGCUCCAUGCUGGAGGUGAACUACCCCAUGGAGAAUGGCAUCGUGCGCAGCUGGGACGACAUGAAGUACCUGUGGGACUACACCUUUGGGCCCGAGAAACUCAACGUCGACCCCCGCAGCUGCAAGAUCCUGCUCACUGAGCCCCCCAUGAACCCCACCAAGAACCGCGAGAAGAUCAUAGAGGUGAUGUUUGAGACAUACCAGUUUGAAGGCGUGUAUAUCGCUAUCCAGGCGGUGCUGACGCUCUACGCCCAGGGCCUGCUGACUGGGGUGGUGGUGGACUCUGGGGAUGGCGUGACCCACAUCUGCCCUGUCUAUGAGGGCUUCUCUCUGCCCCACCUCACCCGGCGGUUGGACAUUGCAGGACGGGACAUCACCCGGUACCUCAUCAAGCUCCUGUUGCUGCGGGGUUACGCCUUUAACCACUCUGCGGAUUUUGAGACGGUGCGGAUGAUGAAGGAGAAGCUCUGCUAUGUGGGGUACAACAUCGAGCAGGAGCAGAAGCUGGCUCAGGAGACCACAGUGCUGGUGGAGUCUUACAUGCUGCCCGAUGGGCGUGUGAUCAAGGUUGGGGGUGAACGGUUUGAGGCGCCUGAGGCCCUGUUCCAGCCCCACCUCAUCAAUGUGGAGGGUGUAGGGGUAGCCGAACUGCUCUUUAACACCAUCCAGGCAGCUGAUAUUGACACCAGGUCGGAGUUCUACAAGCAUAUUGUGCUAUCGGGUGGCUCCACCAUGUACCCAGGCCUGCCCUCCCGGUUGGAGCGUGAAAUCAAACAGCUCUACCUGGAGCGGGUGCUCAAGGGUGAUGUGGAGAAGCUGUCGAAAUUCAAGAUCCGGAUCGAGGACCCACCACGGCGGAAGCACAUGGUGUUCCUGGGGGGCGCUGUGUUGGCCGACAUCAUGAAGGACAAGGAGAACUUCUGGCUGCAGCGAGCCGAGUACCUGGAAAAGGGGACCCGCAUCCUGGAGAAGCUGGGGGUCACUGUGCGAUAGGGACACCCCCAUUUUACCCCCUCCCUGCCACUAGCUCAGCUGCCCCAUCUCCUUCAUUAACCCUUUCCUCCCUGGCAAUAUCGCCUUGAUUCUGCCUUUCUAGCAGGCCGACCAAUCACAGGGCUUCUUUAGGGAACACUUUUUUUCAGGGUGUGGGGGGAAAUAAUCAUGGGGGUUGGGUCCGGGUGGGGUGGGGAGAGGGAGGAUAUACCUCUCUCUUGGGCCCAAAGCACUCGCUCCCUGGGCUCUGCCUUGGCCACAGGAAUGACGUCUCUUCUCCCCUCGGGGGUCACAAUGGCCCCUGCAGCAGCCUGCUAGAGAUAGGAGAAGGAGGGGUUCGGACAGAACUGUUUUGGGCUGGAUUGUAGGGAGAUGCCCCUGCUGGGGAAGGAUCAAUGAGGCCAGGGAGUCCUAUACCCCUAAGACUGGCUAACUGGGGAAUAUGCUGGAGGGACCAAGAGGAGGGUCUAACUGUCCCCCCUCCCCCAAUUCUUGUGGGAUCAACCCUUGGGAAGCAAAUAAUAUGUUGUGAUCUUUAGGGGAAGAAUAAAGGGAUCAAUCACACCCCCACUAUCAAACUGUUUUGGGGUGGGACCCUAGCUGGUUCCACCCCUUGCCAAGCACAUAGCCCCCUGCUGGCCAAAGGGGGUUAUGCACAAACUUUGCAGGAGCCUGAGUGUGUUGGUGGGAGGUUUCUAUCCAUACCUUCUCUCCUCUGCAAUUCUGGGGUGCAGACAGGGGGAGGUGUUUGCUGGGCCUGGGGCAGGAUUCCCCUGUGACGCAGUCUCUGUAUUGAAUGGGGAGGAGGAAAAUCACCUCCCCACACAACAACAACCUGAAAAUGGGGUUUUUUACCCUGAUUUUUAAAUUGUUUUUGCUUCUUA
Messenger RNA from Pelodiscus sinensis (Chinese soft-shelled turtle), 2185 nucleotides. RefSeq names its product actin-related protein 2-B-like. The record is from RefSeq and is a predicted model, not a curated record. Lineage: Eukaryota; Metazoa; Chordata; Testudines; Trionychidae.